Messenger RNA from Phalaenopsis equestris, 2188 nucleotides. RefSeq lists its product as uncharacterized. Lineage: Eukaryota; Viridiplantae; Streptophyta; Magnoliopsida; Asparagales; Orchidaceae. The record is from RefSeq and is a predicted model, not a curated record. The transcript is spliced from 4 exons. Bases 475 to 1740 code for a protein of 421 amino acids.
UGUUAUGAAUCCGCGUCUUCCCCUGUUUAAUAUUUUGUUUCCCAAAUUUCUUGCGUUCAGCUUGGUUUUGUUGAACUGGUUAGAAGAUAUUUCACAGGCCCGUAAGUUCCCCGGCCAACAAUUGCAGAAACUCCGAGUCCUACUUCCAGAUUCCGAUCUCAUUCGGUCUGAAGUCGGCGUCUUCUUCGGCUCCCAUAGAUGUCUUACUGCGUUCUCCUUCAAUCUCUUUUAGUUACCUCGGCGAAAACUAGCAAAACCUAUUUCUGCUGACUCCUCGUCAGCACAAAGCCGAUCUUGGGGGAAUUGAUUGGUCUGGCUUGAAGCUAAUCCCAGAGGAAUCUUUUGAUCGCUAAUUCUUUUUUUUUUUCUGAUGUUUGAGGAUGUGGUAGUGGCAAAACCAUCUCGCCUGCAAUUAACAAACUGGUGAUGCCGCGAUCGUCCAGUUUGUUCUGUAAGAUCUGAAGAAUAUCUAGCAUGGAAAAUAAUAUUAAGGUGUUUGCCAUGACGAUGCUCUGCGUUUUGUUUAUUGCCGUGGCGUCUAAUGCCUCUGAGGUGAAACACCGGGCUUUGGCGGUGGAAGAUAAGGGAGAUGGGAAACCUAAUGAGUCAGAGAAGGUUGCUUCUUCUCCCCCUUCCAUCCCUCGUCCAAUCCAAAACGCAGCUCCAACAGUCCAGGGCCAUCCUUCGCCGCCCCAAUCUAACCAAUCUAUGCCAAAUUCUGACAAAUCCGAUACUUCUAGCUCUAAAAGUUCACCUUUAGUGGAUAGUUCCACCAAAACAGUGCCUCCUCCCGGCCCAGAGAACUUGAACCCGGGAGCAUCCAGCCAGGGAGAGGAUAAUGCUCCUUUGAAUCCUUCUACGAAGGAAAAGCAUAAGGCGUCUGAAACUCCUAAGAAGGAAGGUGAUAAGCCUGUGCAAUCUCCCAUGAAUGAAGGCGAUAAGGCUCCACGGGAUCCAGAGAAGAGAGAAGACAUGGUUUCUCAAGCUCCAACAAAAGAUAAUAUGCCCAAUGGGAGUCAUGAAAUCGUAGAUUCGGAGGGUGAUAAAAGUAAAAAUAAGAGCUGUGAAACUGCUAAUGAUUCAAAUCUUACAUGCCAGAAAGGAGCGUUGGUAGCUUGUCUUUUGCCAUCUGGGAUUGAAUCCACGGAGUUUUUCCUUCUAGUCCAGAAUACCAGAGCAGAUGAUCUGAAUGUGAAUAUCAAAAACCCUAGCAAUAUUAAAAUAGAUUCCACAUUGUUGAGUCUACCAAAGCACAGCAACAAAAAGUUCAAUCUCACAGCAGAUGCCUCAAGGGACCUCAUAAUAACUCUAACUACUGGAGAAGGGGACUGUGUUCUUACAACCAAGACAUCCAUCUCUGAUGGGUUCCAUUUCCAGCAGUUCCCAGCUUAUGCCACGCAGUUGAGACCCAUGCAUGGCGCCUACUUCUUGUUCGCUACCUUCAUCAUCAUCUGUGGAACUUGGGCCUGCUGCAAGUUUGGAAGAACGGAAAAGCGAGUCGAUGCCGGAAUACCCUAUCAGCAGCUUGAGAUGGCUAUGCACACACAACCCUCAUCUGUGACCGCCAAUGAAGUCCCAGCGGACGGCUGGGAUCAGAGCUGGGAUGAUGAUUGGGAUGAUGAGGAGGCUGUUAUUAGAACUGCAGAUAAAAAAGUUACUGAAAGUGUUCCAUCUAAUGGUCUCUCUUCCAGAUCUGCAACUCCUGCUAAAGAUGGCUGGGAAAUUGAUUGGGAUGAUUAGUCUUUUACCUCAAUGAUGGAUUGAAGCAUUAGUUGAUGAGUUUGAAUUGUUGCAGAGGACAAGGGACGGAAGCUUGUAUUGUUAGGCUGUUUAGAAUGGCUUUUUUCUUUAGAGAAAAUGAUUAUUAUUUUUUUAAUUUUAGUAGUUUCUUGUAUUUUUCUUUGUCAGAGGGCUCUGAUGAUGUAUGAUGAAGGGUGAUUAUCAAAUUUAAGGUCCUGAGAUGUUGUAAAUGGUGAAAGAGGAUCCGUCUGGGGCUGUGCUAAGAAAGAAGUCGGCGUGAUAAUUCAUGAUGGUUCUUUCAAUCAGUAAAGAGAGAAUCACAAUGUAUUUUAUGCUUCCAGAUUAAUAAUUUAGAAUAAUUAAAUCUUCAUUAAAUUAGCAUUUUGUCAAAUUAAAGUGUAGUUUGUUAAACAAUCAAAGUGUUCACGUAACCCAUCCUUAUUACGCA